This is a messenger RNA of Pteropus alecto (black flying fox), 834 nucleotides long. Its product is annotated as calcium-binding protein 4. The transcript has 6 exons. NCBI's taxonomy places the organism in Eukaryota, Metazoa, Chordata, Mammalia, Chiroptera, Pteropodidae. The coding region runs from base 1 to 834 and encodes 277 amino acids. The record is from RefSeq and is a predicted model, not a curated record. Gene Ontology annotation, molecular function: calcium ion binding.
AUGGCCACAGAGCAGGCAAAGGGGCAGCGUGGCCCAGACCCAGCCCCUGGUCCCCAGAAGCCACAGGUGGGGGUUGUGGCUCCCGAGAGUGGUGCUGAGGGACAGCCCUUGCCCAGGAGGAGGAGCAAGAGAGAGACGGGGCUCCGAGGGUCCCGAAAGGGCACUGGCAGCUCUGGGGUGCAGACCCCCGUCCAGGACCCCAAGGCCCCCGGGAGCAGCCAGAACCCCUCUAGGACUGAAGAAGGGCAGGAGCCAGCACCUGCAGCCCCCGGGCCAGCCUCUCGUCGCCAGUCCCAUCGGCAUCGCCCCGGCCCCCAGCAUGAUGCUGCUCAGAAGACCUACGGGCCCCUGCUCAACCGCAUCUUCGGGAAGGACCGUGAGCUGGGCCCCGAGGAGCUGGACGAGCUUCAGGCCGCCUUCGAGGAGUUUGACACUGACCGUGACGGCUACAUCGGCUACCGGGACCUGGGCGCCUGCAUGCGGACACUGGGGUACAUGCCCACCGAGAUGGAGCUGAUCGAGAUUUCACAGCACGUCAAGAUGCGAAUGGGGGGCCGCGUGGACUUCGAGGAGUUUGUGGAACUCAUGGGCCCAAAGCUGAGGGAGGAGACAGCGCACAUGCUGGGGGUGCGGGAGCUGCGCAUCGCCUUCCGUGAGUUUGACAGGGACAGGGAUGGACGAAUUACAGUGGCAGAGCUGCGACAGGCAGCACCGGCUCUGCUCGGGGAGCCGCUGGUGGAUCCUGAGCUGGAUGAGAUGCUCCGAGAUGUGGACCGCAACGGAGACGGCACUGUAGACUUCGAUGAGUUUGUGAUGAUGCUUUCCAUUCACUGA